Opisthorchis viverrini is the source of this 435-nucleotide messenger RNA. RefSeq lists its product as hypothetical. The transcript has 3 exons. Lineage: Eukaryota; Metazoa; Platyhelminthes; Trematoda; Opisthorchiida; Opisthorchiidae. Bases 1 to 435 code for a protein of 144 amino acids. The record is from RefSeq and is a predicted model, not a curated record.
AUGUUUUCCAAGAAAGAACACGCAUUUGAAAAUACAAAUGGGACUGGUGCUCUUAAUCACGUUUGUCAAGCUGACAGCCGAAAAUUUAACCGAUCGCAUGACGAACCAUGUUUGCCGAAGAGACUGCUGUCUUCCGUGCCCAAUUCAGAGUGGCGGAAGCAGAGAUGUGAACAACCUUUGACCUGGCAGGGGGGUAUGAAAGAGAUCACGCGUAAAGAACAGGUGGUGUCGAUGAUACUCACCUUCCAGGAUGAGGAUCGCGUGAUCCCCACUGCGCCUGAGUGGCGGAAGCAGAGAUGUGAACAACCUUUGACCUGGCAGGGGGGUAUGAAAGAGAUCACGCGUAAAGAACAGGUGGUGUCGAUGAUACUCACCUUCCAGGAUGAGGAUCGCGUGAUCCCCACUGCGCCUGGUUGGAGACGCUGCAAGACAUGA